This is a messenger RNA of Pangasianodon hypophthalmus (striped catfish), 543 nucleotides long. RefSeq names its product mitochondrial ribosomal protein S18C (gene mrps18c). Gene Ontology annotation, molecular function: small ribosomal subunit rRNA binding; structural constituent of ribosome. The transcript is spliced from 6 exons. Gene Ontology annotation, biological process: mitochondrial translation. Gene Ontology annotation, cellular component: ribosome; mitochondrial small ribosomal subunit. The record is from RefSeq and is a predicted model, not a curated record. Lineage: Eukaryota; Metazoa; Chordata; Actinopteri; Siluriformes; Pangasiidae. The coding region runs from base 77 to 484 and encodes 135 amino acids.
UUACGCGACGCAUCUUUAUCGUGUUUACAGACGAGGAAGAAGUGUCAUGGCGGCUCACUGACCCAGCGCUGGAAAGAUGCUUGCCCUUUUAAAUUAUCGAGUGUUUCAGACAGCCCUGUCAAAGCAUGGGAACUUACCUAACAUUUCAGUUCAAUGUCUCAGAAGUUUGUCCAUCACCCAACAAGAGGACACAUUAAAGGAUGUGCCUAUUAAAAUGGAAAAUCCAUAUAAACAACCGCAGAAGGGUUGCAUCCUGUGUAACGUGCCAGUGGACUAUAAAAACAUCCAGUUGCUGUCACAGUUUAUCUCACCACACACGGGCAGAAUAUACGGCCGGCACAUCACAGGUUUGUGCGGUCACAAACAGAGGGAGGUGACAAAAGCGAUCAAGAGAGCUCGCUCAAUGGGUUUCAUGUCAAUAACACUGAAAGAUCCACAGUUUAUCAAAGACCCCAACAUUUGUGACAUCAGACACAUGGAGUAGCAAGAAAACGUAAUAAUUAUGCUUUAUUAAUGUACUGAAUAAAAACCUGAGUGUGUCAA